Molecule: messenger RNA, 2418 nt
Organism: Vespa crabro (European hornet)
Lineage: Eukaryota; Metazoa; Arthropoda; Insecta; Hymenoptera; Vespidae
Gene: nopo
Product: E3 ubiquitin-protein ligase TRAIP-like
Exons: 7
Coding region: 256-1536 (426 amino acids)
Molecular function (GO): zinc ion binding
Source: RefSeq, a predicted model, not a curated record
ACAUUUAUUUUCGAAUUGCUUAAUUGACCGUUUAUUACUGUAGACGUAAAUAUAUUAUGUUUAUUUAAAUUCACUUGUAGAUAAAUGUGUAGAAAUAGGAUAUAUGUUUAAGAUAUAUGAAAUUUGAUUCAUUUUAUUAUUUAUUUUCAUUCAAAACUGACUAUUUCGGAAUACAUAAGCUCCCUUGAUUUUAUUAUUGUCUUUUAUUAUUGUCUACUUCGUGUGCAGAUAAUUAAUUUUUUAAAUCAAGGUAAAAUGAAUAUUGUUUGUAUUAUAUGCAGUGAUUUAUUAAUGCCAUCAGAUGAUGUGUUUUAUACACCAUGUGGUCACAUUUUUCACUUUACAUGUUUAAUACAGUGGUUAGAAAGAUCAAAGUCAUGUCCGCAGUGUCGAGAAAAAACAAAUCAAAAUAAGAUACAUAGAAUCUAUUUUAAUUUCUCUAAUAAUGAUACUAUUGUAGAGGAUACAUCUUUCUUGCAAGAUAAAGUUGACAAACUUACAUUUCAAAUUUUACUUAAAGACAAGGACAUUAAGCAUUAUACUGAGAAAAAUGAGAAUUUGGAGAAACAAAAUUCUGGGUUAAGAAGUGAAGUCAAAAAGGCCGAAAGUGAAGUACGUGAGAAAGAAACUGCCAUUCAUGCAUUAAAAGAGCAAAUAAAGUACUUCAGACAACAAUGCACAGAAGUGGAUAUUAUUAAUCAGGAAGUCAUUAGGUUAAGGAAAAGAGUUGAAGAUUUAAAAAAUGUACAACUUUUAAUGGAUGCUCCUGCUGAGGAAGUAGACGAUAUGGUUUCUAAAACAAAUGAUUCUAGUACACUUAUUACAUAUAUAUCUAUAAUGAAAAGAGAAAUGGCUAAAUGUGUAACUAAACGAAGAGAGAUGAGAGCUAAAUUGCAAAACAUACAGCAGGAACUCACUAAAGUUUCGAUGGAACGUAAUUAUCUACUUGAAGAGCAGGAAAAACGAAAAAAGUUGGAAGAAGAAUUAAUAAUAUGCGAGAAUGAAAAAAUGGUAUUACAAAAUAAGCUUCAAGAUAUUGAAAAUAAUGGAUAUAUCAAAACACAUGUAUCAAAUAUAAUGAAAACAAAAGAGAGCUAUUCGAAUUCUAUUAAAAUAUCUAAAGGAGAAAUUAAAUAUACUGAUCAGAUGGGUGUCAAGAAUGAUACAAAAAGCUCUCUGAAAAGAAAAACAAAUUUCAUAAUGGAGGAUAUCAAAAUAAAUUCACCUAAUAUUCCAGUCCAAUCACAAGGUAUUUUAGCUUUAAAGGAACAAUAUACUGCACGACGAGCUACCAGAUCUACGUUUUCUAUUUUAACGAAAAAACCCAGACUUUCCCAAAAUUCUGUUGAAUCUGUAAAAAACGGUUCAAUCACAUAUGAUGGUUUUGGGGGUCACUCAAAGUAUGAUAAAUUUCCUAGUCCUAUUCAAAGUGCUAAAUUAAAGAGAACGAAAGAGUGUUUGUCUAAGCCAAGGAAAUCUAAACUUGACACAGGAGACAAUAAAAAACUUAGUGAUUUAAUUGUAGAUAUAUCAUGAUACUUGAAUUAAUCUAAUAUUCUAUCUUUUAUGAUUAUAUUUAUAUUUUAUAGUAAUUUACAAGUGUAUUAGUUUGUAUAUGUGCAGUACGCCAUCUUUAUUAUUUUUUAGAUUAGAUGGAUUUUAUGUGAUUAUAUUUAGUGAAAAGCCAUAAAACAACUGAAAGUUAGUUAAAAGGUUAUAAUUCAAGGUGCUGAUAUUAACGAAGUUGAAAAUAAGAUAACUUAUAUAAAUAUAUUUUUGAUGUUAUUAUUCAUAUUUACUAUUUAAUAUAGUCUUAUUAUAGUAAUAAAUAUAAUAUAUAUAAUAAUGCAUUGUAUGAGAAAGAAUUAAUUUUAGAAAUUGAAAAUAUUGACUUGAUCAUUGCCACAUUGUAGAUGAUAAUUAUUCAAUUAUUUUACUACAUGUCAAAUUUCAAAAGUAACAUGAAAAUGAUAAAUAAGCUCUUCUUUCAUAUUCAGGAAAAUAAAAAAUAUAAUUAAACAUGACAAAUUCUCUCUCUACAUACUAUUCACCAAUUUUAAAACCAUGUUUUAUGGGACCUCAACUCCUUUCAAAACACGAUUUGGACGGUACUGAUAUAAGAGGUUAUUUCAGGAAUUAUAGAAAUGGGACGAUUUCACGAAUUAUUGUUAGUGGUCAUCGGUUGUUUCAAAUUAAAUCUUUAACGAAUUAAGAAACUUUUUUUUUCCAAUAAUUCAUAUUUUCUUAUAUUUCUUAUUUAUUAUAAUAUUUUUCAUGAAGAUACCAUCGUAUAGUUGGAAUGUUUCAAAGAAAUCCUACACUCCACGACCAAGUUCUAUAAUGACUUUUCAGGAUCGACUCCGUUCUCUUGCAUUUCCACAGAACAAUAUUUCUACCAUUGAUCCGAUACUCAUGAAA